Acromyrmex echinatior (Panamanian leafcutter ant) is the source of this 510-nucleotide messenger RNA. RefSeq names its product probable serine/threonine-protein kinase fhkB. The record is from RefSeq and is a predicted model, not a curated record. NCBI's taxonomy places the organism in Eukaryota, Metazoa, Arthropoda, Insecta, Hymenoptera, Formicidae.
AUGUAUCUCGCGAGACAACCACACAGCAACGGGCUCAGCGAAUCGCGAUCCGCGGUAGACGACAACGUUAUCGUUGUUGGGAACAAGCGAUCUGAGACAACCAGAAGCCAGCAGCCUCAGUCGCAGUCGCAGUCGCAGUUGCAACCAGAGCAACAGUCGCAAUCGCAACUGCAGUUACAAUUGCAGUCACAGUCGCAGUCGCAACCACAACCACAGCAAUCGCAAUUACAGUUACAAUUGCAGCCACAGUCGCAAUCACAGUUACAACCACAAGUGCAGCCGCUACCGCCGUUGACGACAACAAUAACGUCGUCGACGAACACACGAGAUCGAGAGACGGAUCCGAUGCGACAGCAUCCAAGCGCGUGGAGAUUGCGGGAUGACAAUGACGAUAACGAUGGUGACAACGAUGACGAUAACGAUGAUGACGACGACGACGAGAACGAAGAAGAGCAAGUGGACAACGUGAUCUAUUCCUGUCCACUUUCGUACGCGGUUUUUAUCGGAUGA